CUCUCACACGGCGCGCGCUCACACACCCACAAACACACAAGAAAAACACGCUCGCUCCCUCGCGCGCGCGCAUACGCACUCCCCGCGCGUCGCAAGAGGUCCCGCCGGCUGAAGGCGCCCCGAGACGGAAGAAGCGAGCCGAGCGGCUCCUCACGGACAAGUUCGCGGCUCCUCUCGGCGGGCAGCGCCACUCCGGUGUCCCCGCAGGAAGAUUUUUUUCGUGGUAUAUUUUGUCAUUAUGAGAUGUUGUCUCUCGGAGCUUCAUUUGUGCAAAUUAAAUUUGAUGACUUGCAGUUCUUUGAAAACUGUGGCGGAGGGAGUUUUGGCAGUGUAUACCGAGCCAGAUGGAUCUCUCAGGACAAGGAGGUGGCUGUGAAGAAGCUGCUUAAAAUAGAAAAGGAGGCAGAAAUACUCAGUGUGCUCAGCCACAGAAACAUCAUUCAGUUUUAUGGAGCUGUUAUUGAACCCCCCAACUAUGGCAUUGUUACAGAAUAUGCAUCUGCUGGAUCACUGUAUGACUACAUUAAUAGCAACAGAAGUGAAGAAAUGGAUAUGGAUCAUAUUAUGACUUGGGCAACUGAUAUAGCUAAAGGAAUGCACUAUUUGCACAUGGAGGCUCCAGUGAAAGUAAUCCACAGGGAUCUGAAGUCCCGAAACGUGGUUAUAGCUGGUGAUGGAGUAUUAAAGAUUUGUGACUUUGGUGCUUCAAGGUUCCACUCACAUACAACACACAUGUCUCUAGUUGGUACCUUUCCUUGGAUGGCUCCAGAGGUUAUCCAGAGUCUCCCCGUAUCAGAAACAUGUGACACAUAUUCAUAUGGUGUGGUUCUCUGGGAGAUGCUAACAAGGGAGGUCCCCUUUAAAGGCUUGGAAGGAUUACAAGUAGCUUGGCUUGUCGUAGAAAAAAACGAGCGUAUGACACUCUUUACGACCUGUCCCAAGAGCCUAGCCUUGAUCCUGUUACAGUGCAACCCUAAACAUAAAAGACCCUGUUUCAAGCAGAUCAUUUCCAUCUUGGACUCCAUGUCAAAUGAUAGCAACCUUCCAGACCAAUGCAACUCAUUCCUGCAUAACAAGGCAGAGUGGCGAUGUGAAAUAGAGGCCACCUUAGACAGGCUAAAGAAACUGGAACGCGAUCUGAGCUUUAAGGAGCAGGAGUUGAAGGAACGGGAGAAACGCUUGAAGAUGUGGGAGCAGAAGCUGACUGAACAGUCCAAUACACCUUUGCUGCCUUCCUUUGAUAUCUGUGCAUGGACUGAAGAAGAUGUGUACUUUUGGAUGGACCAGCUUGUUAGGAAAGAUGACGCAUCUGGUGAGAUGAGCAUAUAUUCCAGCUUGUUUAAAGAACAUCACAUCACAGGGAAACGAUUACUUCUUCUGGAAGAAGAGGACUUGAAGGACAUGGGAAUUGUUUCCAAAGGACACAUCAUUCAUUUGAAGACCGCCAUUGAGAAACUAAGUCAAGAUUACAUCACUAUGUUUCAUUUUCCUCCUCUGAUGAAGGAUUCUGCCAGUGAAAAUGAGGCAAGUGAAGAAAAAGUAGUAAACCUUGAACUUGUUUUUGGCUAUCAUUUCAAGCCUGGAACUGGACCUCAGGACUGUAAAUGGAAAAUGUAUAUGGAGAUGGAUGGGGAAGAGAUUGCGAUAACCUACAUAAAAGAUGUGACUUUUAACACACACCUACCUGAUGCAGAGAUUUUAAAGAUGGCAAAGCCACCAUUUGUGAUGGAGAAAUGGAUUGUGGGAAUAGAAAAAGAUCAAACUGUGGAAUGUAUAGUGACUUACGAGAGCGAUGUCAGAUCCCCCAAAUCCACCAAACAUAUCCAGCCGAUUCAGUGGAGUAAAGUGAAACUUCAGGAUGUGGUGAUGUCCGUACAGCUCCAUAUACAGACUCUGCUCCUGAACUCGGAAAGCAACCAGUUGAGCAGCUCCAAUUCCAGUGUCGACUGUCAGUGGAUUAACGCUGUGAAAUUGCGGCACGUGUCCAGCAGCCCUUCCCUGCAACGUCCCCGGCCCCGCAGUCCCAACUUGCUGCCGUACCUCCAGCACCAGGACACCUACGCUGCUGCUGUGAGACGCAACAAGGUCCCCAUAAGCUACCAGAUCACCCCCCUCAACCAGUCGAGGAGCUCCUCUCCGACAAUGUACCUCUCAUCUUUGCAUUUGAAUUCCAAGGGAAGCAGCACCUCCAGUGCUGCUUCUGACAGCCCCUCCGAAGGAGACCAGUCCAAAGCGAGGAGCCGGAGCAGUUCUCACGGCAGCAUUCCUCACCGCUGGCCCGCCCCUGGAAGGCGGUUUCCCAGGAGCCAGGGAGGGGCUCAGGCAGCAGCGAGGAACACUGAGAAAUUCCACAGGACUUCCCAGCCAGCAUUCGGCCAGAACCAGCACCUGUCCAGGUCACAUGAUAGAAAGCAAGGCCAUUUCCCGCAGCAGCCCAGGUUGAUACCGGGGAUGCCUGUGAAAACUGAAAGUACACCCAAAAGAGAAGGAGAAGAAAGCAGGGCUGGAGAAGGCGGGUGGAUAAGAGUCGAUCAUUCCAAGAAAUCUCAUCGGCAAAGUGUUGACAAACGAACUAAAGAGAAGUCGAGAGGAAGCGGAGCAUUCCAGAGAUCAUCCCAUUGAUGCCUUGCCUUUUGAGAAAUAGGCUUUUUUUUUUAUUGAACAGAACAUUGAGUCUCAGUGGGGAAAUCUUAAGAUAUUUGACAUUAAUAUCUGGCCUAUGAUGGGAAUCUUGUUGAAACAUAAAGGCACUACCCCUGAUGGAUUCUGUACUGCAUUUCCACACCGAGUGCAGCACGGGCCUUCCGGCACUGGAGCCUCCGUUUCUGGUGAAUUUCAGCAUGCCACAGGUUCUCGUUCCUUGUUUUGUCUGGCUCUGUUUCUGUGGCCAUAGCUCCGUGGCAGAGCCCCUGCUUGGCAUGUAGAAGUUCCCGGAUUCAAUCCUUGGCAUCUCCAGGUGCGGCUGGGAAAGAAUCCUGGAGAGCCACUGCCAGUCAGGGCUGGCAAUACUGGACUCAGUCCUAGGCCUAGAUACUCAAUACUGUGGACCUGCUCCUAGAUCCAUAAGCGUUAAAAAAGAAAUCACUGCGCAUUAUGGUUUCAGAUCCAGGACUGACACACUCCCACGCAAAGCUGAAACCUGCGUGUGGCAUCUGGAAAACGGGACCGGAAAGGUUAUCCUUUCUUACUAUGCAGCUCUUGUAUCCCAUCCAUCUAAGUGAUGUGGAACAUAAAGCUCUCUUUCAGAACAUAGCCAUAGAUAUUUUAAUCAGAAUUAUUCUUAAGAUCAGUAUCAUAGUUCUACAGAGAUUGAAGAAAAUAAUAGUAAGAAAAUAAUCCUUGAUGGCUUUUAUUUUUUUAUGACUAUUUAUUAACGUAUGACACACUUUCUGUUCACUGUAUUAUUAUGUUGCUAUGUGCCAUCAAUUUGUCUCUGACUUACGGUGACCCUGUGAAUGAAACCUCUCCAAAUGUCCUCUCUAUGACUUCCCUGUUUGGCUGUUCUAAGCACAAUACAGUACAACUCAUUGUAUUUGUAUUGCACUCAAUUGUUUAUGUUUUUUAGAUAAUAAAGAAAAACUAUUGUACUCAGA
Varanus komodoensis (Komodo dragon) is the source of this 3593-nucleotide messenger RNA. It is a transcript of the gene MAP3K20, whose product is annotated as mitogen-activated protein kinase kinase kinase 20. The record is from RefSeq and is a predicted model, not a curated record. The transcript is spliced from 22 exons. The coding region runs from base 244 to 2622 and encodes 792 amino acids. Gene Ontology annotation, cellular component: cytoplasm. Gene Ontology annotation, molecular function: ATP binding; protein kinase activity; protein binding. Gene Ontology annotation, biological process: protein phosphorylation. Lineage: Eukaryota; Metazoa; Chordata; Lepidosauria; Squamata; Varanidae.